Messenger RNA from Oncorhynchus gorbuscha (pink salmon), 1527 nucleotides. It is a transcript of the gene elovl1b, whose product is annotated as ELOVL fatty acid elongase 1b. The coding region runs from base 239 to 1198 and encodes 319 amino acids. Gene Ontology annotation, cellular component: endoplasmic reticulum; endoplasmic reticulum membrane. The record is from RefSeq and is a predicted model, not a curated record. Gene Ontology annotation, biological process: fatty acid elongation, monounsaturated fatty acid; fatty acid elongation, polyunsaturated fatty acid; fatty acid elongation, saturated fatty acid. The transcript has 8 exons. Gene Ontology annotation, molecular function: fatty acid elongase activity. Lineage: Eukaryota; Metazoa; Chordata; Actinopteri; Salmoniformes; Salmonidae.
GUCACACUUCAUCCGUUUUCUCUGUCUCACUCACUCCUGCUUCCUCUUUCACUCCCUUUCUCUCUCCCUUGACUGCUAUCCUGGCGCUUCUCUCCAAAAGGAGCAAGCAAGCUAGCUGUGCUCUUUAGUGUUGGUGUCCACACUGGUCUCCUUUAGCCCGCUCUGAGGUGAACAAGAAAUAAACCACAUCAAAGACGAGGUGAUUGGGUGGUGAUACCAAAGGCGGAAGCUAGUCAAAAUGCUUCAGGACAUUGGUGCUAGAGCCAUGGGGGUUUAUGAGUAUCUCUUGAAGGGAACAGACCCGCGACUAUGGAGUUACCCACUCAUGGGGAGUCCGGUGAACAUGUCGGCCAUCUUGCUGACCUACAUCUUCUUCGUGCUGGUUGCUGGGCCUCGCUUCAUGGCCAACCGCAAGCCCUUCCAACUCAAGGAGGCCAUGAUCACUUACAACUUCUCCAUGGUGGCAUUGAACGCCUUUAUUGUCUAUGAGUUCAUGAUGUCAGGCUGGGCCACGACAUACACAUGGAGAUGUGACGCCGUUGAUUACUCGGACAGCCCCCAAGGCCUUAGAAUGGUUCGAGUGGCCUGGUUAUUCUUGUUCUCUAAAUUCAUUGAGCUCUUGGACACGGUGUUUUUCGUUCUGAGGAAGAAACAUGGCCAGAUCACCUUCCUGCACGUCUUCCACCACUCUUUCAUGCCCUGGACCUGGUGGUGGGGUGUCAGUUUAGCUCCCGGGGGAAUAGGCUCUUUCCAUGCCAUGGUGAAUUGCAUCGUCCACGUCAUCAUGUACUCUUACUACGGCCUGUCUGCGGCUGGACCACGCUUCCAAAAGUUCCUCUGGUGGAAGAAGUACAUGACCGCCAUCCAACUGGUUCAGUUUGUGAUGGUGUCCCUCCACGUAACCCAGUAUUACUUCAUGGACAGCUGUGACUACCAGGUCCCCCUGUUCAUCCACCUCAUCUGGAUGUAUGGUACCUUCUUCUUCGUGCUCUUCUCCAACUUCUGGUACCAGGCAUAUGUGAAGGGAAAGCGGUUGCCUAAGCAGGACUCCAAGCCUGGCCUCAACGGCAAGGCCAACGGGACCACCAUGGUCGCCAAUGGCAAGCACCACAAGAAAGGUAACAGUAAUGGCACAAGCAACGGUUCCAGUCACCAUGAAAAUGGCAGUGCCCAUGCGGGCAAGAUGAAGAAGUCCUAGGGUCUUCAGAAAAGAACAUCCGAGACGCGUGAAUACGAGAUCCCGCACAAACUACUGUGGAUUCCAAAGAAUGUUUUGGUUAUGUUUAUUUUCUGAUCGUUUUUAGUUUUAUUCAGCACAAAAAGCUGGGGAAAUGACGAGGUCAAUGACUUCUGCGGUUGGGGUCCCACAUUUCGUUUAUUUUUUAUUUUUUAAACUGAACUUACUAUGGAACACAAUUUAUGAAGAGACAUGCUAUGACCUGAUGUUAUCUCUUUACUGAUGUUGCCACCUAUGAUAAAGAUGAGCAAUAAUGACUAUAUAAAAUAAAUAAUAAAAAUACUGAGCUA